CGCAGAUAUUAGAUUAUAAACCACCGUGUCGUGUCGGGUCUCCUUCAUAGCCAAACAAACCAAGCUGCUUGCACGUGAGUAGGAACCGGCGCGUGUGUGGGGGGACGCGACCGAAGUGAUGGUUGCGCGCCCGCCACGCUGUGCCAAAGCGAUCCCCAUCGACCAGUCGUCAUUGUCGCUCUCCGGAAGUUGUGUCUUAAAAUGUACUAGCGUCGCGGGAUGGCAACAUCACGUGGACACCGAGGUCACGGGACCUAUGAUUUUUUGGUCAAAAGCAUGGAAGGUAUGCUGGCGUGGGGGCGAGAGAACUAAACCCUACUUGUCCAAGGCUGACUCGUGGAAUUCAACUCUCAAACAUCUUCGUGUUUCGUGCUUAACGUCACCACCGGUAGUUGCAUGUGCAUGUAUGCGUAGCUUCAGCCUUUUCGCUGCGUCCAUUGCAGCUUGUAUGUAGCUUAGCCUUUGCUGCGUCCAUGGCGCUAGUAGGGAAACCAAUCCAUCACCAUGCGCACGACCUACCGUCACUUGCGCAUGAAGGCGUGCGUGCAUCCACAUCAUCGAGCGGGACACCUGGUUCCGCCAUCGGUUUGUUGCUCACGGCGUCCCCAGUUGUAUGAUCCAUUCAUAAUAAUAUGUGGAAUUCAAAUCGACACUACAAACA
Messenger RNA from Aphanomyces astaci, 661 nucleotides. RefSeq lists its product as hypothetical. The record is from RefSeq and is a predicted model, not a curated record. Bases 119 to 454 code for a protein of 111 amino acids. The transcript has a single exon. Lineage: Eukaryota; Oomycota; Saprolegniomycetes; Saprolegniales; Verrucalvaceae.